CAGGCGCCCUGAGGCUCCGCUCCAGCCCGGGAUGAUCCUGCCCGCGGCAUGGAGCCAGUGUCCGUCGAUGACUGCCGUGCGUGCCAGCAGCAGCAACUGCAGCUGCAGCUGCAGCAACAGCAGCAACAGCAGCAGCAGCAGCAACCGUCGUCUCCCGCCGACGGUGGAGAGAACGAGGAGGAAGGGGGCGAGGACGAAGAGAAGUCCAUCCCGGUGGCCUUUCCGCGCAACAUCCUGCGCUGCCUGGUGCUGCUGCUGCCCGUGUCGGUGCCAGUGGUGGUGUACGUGCGGGACGCCGACUCUACGCGACGCCUCUUCCUGGUCGCCUUCGCACUAUUCCUGCUGCUCGUCUUCUCCUGCGUCACCAUGGCGCUGGUGCGGUCCCGCAGCAGGGCACACGACGACGACGAGGAGGCUGCGCCCAGGGCCGGGCGCCCGUCUAGCCGAGGCCUGCCUUUCCUGCGGGCCAUGCCGUACCGCGUGGGUGCGCGGGCCCCUCCCCGCUACCCGGGCUACCGGCUGGCAGGCCACCAGCAGCUGAGCGCGGCCCGGUGCGCAGCGCUAGCCGCGGAGGACCCACCGCCCUGCUACCUGGACGCUCUGCGCUGCCCGCUGGCGCAGACGUACAAGGCGCGUGACACCGAGACGCCGCCACCCGCGUACGACGCCAUCUCCUGAGAUUCGGACUUCUCGCACGCCGUGAGAGAGCAUGGAGGAGGCGCGAGAGGCGCGCGCUUAGUGGACCAAGCAUCCUCGGCGGCGGCGGCGACGACUGGGCAUCUCGGAGA
This is a messenger RNA of Rhipicephalus sanguineus (brown dog tick), 788 nucleotides long. RefSeq lists its product as uncharacterized. The coding region runs from base 49 to 678 and encodes 209 amino acids. NCBI's taxonomy places the organism in Eukaryota, Metazoa, Arthropoda, Arachnida, Ixodida, Ixodidae. The record is from RefSeq and is a predicted model, not a curated record. The transcript is spliced from 2 exons.